Messenger RNA from Prorocentrum cordatum, 264 nucleotides. Lineage: Eukaryota; Dinophyceae; Prorocentrales; Prorocentraceae. The record is from the annotation of a GenBank genome assembly.
AUGUCGCUGAAUGUGUCGGGAUGCUCCAGCCCAGACGUGUCGGAGAUCAUCAAGGGCAAGUACCAGGUCUCGGAGCAGAACCACAACAAGAACGUGUACAGGAAGGAGGGUGACAGCUCCACUGUAGUGUUGAUUUACUACUGGGACGACAGGGACGGUCCCAACUUCCACGGCUGGUGGUUCGGGCCGAAGAUUGGCGGUGACCAGGUGUGGGCCUACAACGAGGACAAGGGCUCCCCGAACCCCCCUGGGCAGGGCUGGAAG